Molecule: messenger RNA, 1085 nt
Organism: Tachyglossus aculeatus (Australian echidna)
Lineage: Eukaryota; Metazoa; Chordata; Mammalia; Monotremata; Tachyglossidae
Product: cellular nucleic acid-binding protein-like
Exons: 5
Coding region: 108-644 (178 amino acids)
Biological process (GO): positive regulation of cytoplasmic translation
Cellular component (GO): cytoplasm
Molecular function (GO): single-stranded RNA binding; translation regulator activity; zinc ion binding
Source: RefSeq, a predicted model, not a curated record
GCGUGGCGCAGCGGAGGCCUUGGGAGCAGUUAGACCCGCUAGUCUUUGGUCCAGGGACGGACGGUUGUGUCAGCUGUUCACGAUCCACAGGUGUCCUUAAAGCAGUAAUGAGUAGCAAUGAAUGCUUCAAAUGUGGGCGCUCUGGCCAUUGGGCUCGGGAGUGCCCUACUGGAGGAGGUCGUGGCCGUGCAAUGAGGAGCCGUGGUAGAGUUGGAUUUACUUCUGCAAGAGGUUUCCAAUUUCUUUCUUCAUCUCUUCCAGACACCUGUUACCGAUGUGGUGAGUCUGGUCAUCUUGCAAAGGAUUGUGAUCUUCAGGAAGAUGAAGCCUGCUAUAACUGUGGUAGAGGUGGCCACAUUGCCAAGGACUGCAAAGAGCCCAAAAGAGAGAGAGAGCAGUGCUGCUACAACUGUGGCAAGCCUGGCCACCUGGCUCGUGACUGUGACCAUGCUGAUGAGCAGAAGUGCUAUUCAUGUGGAGAGUUUGGACACAUCCAGAAAGAUUGCACCAAAGUCAAAUGCUAUAGGUGUGGUGAAACUGGUCAUGUAGCCAUCAACUGCAGCAAGACAAGUGAAGUUAACUGUUAUCGCUGUGGCGAGUCAGGGCAUCUUGCCCGGGAAUGUACUAUUGAGGCUACAGCUUAAUUAUUUUCAUGUUCAGCUUCUCCUUCUGAUUGGUGGUUAUAUCUUAAUUGUAUCGUAAUUGUCGAAAAGAUGCUAUUCUUUUGUCAAAGGGUUUUUACCUACCAUGUAAACAUAAAGGGGUGGAAAAUUCAACAUUUUGUCUUUUAACUGCAAAAAGAUACAUGUUUUAGUGGUAAGAAAUGUUAUGGAUUUUUUUAAAUUAAAGAAACUACCCCUUCUCUAAGUCAUUGUUAAAAGAAAUGAAUGGGAAAAUAGACUCAGGCUAAUAUAGUAUUUGUAAUGCCUUGAAUGUGAGCCCAUUCAGAAGGGAAAAACCUAUUCUGGAAGUGCUAGAACUUCCAAAUAAGUUUGGAUAAUUAUGGCUUUUUAAAAAGUAUAGUAUUUGUUAAGCUCAUACUAAACACAGAGAAGCAGUAUGGCGAAGUGGAGAAAGCAUGGGCC